CCUUCUCCUUUCUUUCCUUUGAAUAUAUUUUUAUCUCUAAAAUUCCCAUUCCUUCGUCAAAAAGGCAGUUCUCGGAUCAAAAAUCAAUUAUUCAACUUUAUUUCCUCACCGAUCAAAUUACUGAUCUUCGACUCUAAUUCUGAUAAUCAGGAUCUGGAUUUUUAAUCCAUUUUUUGGAUCAGAUCUAUAAAUUAUGGGAGGUUUCAUAUCGAGAUUCUGGUUCAUGAUGUUUCCAGCAAAAGAGUAUAAGAUCGUUGUAGUUGGAUUGGAUAACGCUGGUAAAACGACGACGCUUUACAAGUUGCAUUUAGGAGAGGUGGUUACUACAAAUCCUACUGUUGGUAGUAAUGUUGAGGAGCUUGUUUAUAAGAACAUACGAUUUGAGGUCUGGGAUCUAGGUGGGCAAGAAAGACUGAGGACAUCAUGGGCAACUUACUAUCGCGGAACUCAUGCUGUUAUCGUAGUUAUCGAUAGUACUGACAGAGCCCGGAUUUCCAUUAUGAAGGACGAGUUGUUCAGGUUGCUCCCACACGAGGAUCUGCAAAGUGCGGUUCUACUAGUCUUUGCGAACAAACAGGACCUUAAAGAUGCCAUGACCCCUGCAGAGAUAACCGAUGCGCUUUCCCUUCAUAGCAUCAAGAACCAUGAUUGGCAUAUUCAAGCCUGCAGUGCCUUGACUGGUGACGGUUUAUACGAUGGUUUAGGGUGGAUUGCACAGCGAGUUCCUGGUAAAUCACCAACCUAGACGUCGUUAGACGAAGGAAUAUGUCUUUUUUAUGUUUUCACGAGAUUAAUAUCAAACUCCAUGCCCAUGAUGUAAGUUUUUAUGUCAUGUAUUUGAUACUGUCAUAUUGCAUUUCCUUGAAGACCUA
This is a messenger RNA of Nicotiana tabacum (common tobacco), 872 nucleotides long. RefSeq lists its product as uncharacterized. The record is from RefSeq and is a predicted model, not a curated record. Lineage: Eukaryota; Viridiplantae; Streptophyta; Magnoliopsida; Solanales; Solanaceae. Gene Ontology annotation, molecular function: GTP binding; GTPase activity.